ACGUCAUUGCAGCGCAAAUAAUUAUAAUAAUCGCAACAACGAUAAUAAUAUAUUUGCAACUCUCAGAACAGUUGAUGAUACUUUCAUGCACGGAAUUGAUGAGGUAAAAGAUUUUUUUCAAGUGAUAGUCAAAGAAGUUGAAGUAGUAGUAGUUGUAAUACUGGUUUUGGAGGAAGGAAAUUUCGUGAGAUAAAAAAUGAUGCGAUGCAUUCUGUAGUUCAGACUACUAUAGAAGGUCAGCAAGUAAUGUUGUGAGUGAAUGUAAAGAUCAAAUUUCAAUAAAAUAAAUUUUGUUGCUAAAAUCCAUUUUAAAUAAAUACUCUUCUCUAAUAUAAACUAUAUUGAAGAGUAUUAGACUCAACAUGUUAUUUAAUAGACAUAUUUUGACUUUUGUCAUUUUUUACUUCUUAAGAGUAGCAAACACAAAACGUUAUGAAGGUGAUUCGUGUACCUUAGAUGAUGGUACACCAGGAGAAUGUAAGGACUUGAUAAACUGUCCAAAAGUUUAUGACGAUUUAUUAUCAGGAAAAUUGCCACAAAAAUAUAUGUGGAUACAACAACUAUGAACCAAUUGUUUGUUGCAAUAGCAAUAAAAGAGUAUCUACAACAUGGUCUCCACCAACGACAACGACGAGAAAAAAUACAGAGUUUGAAUGGAAACCUCUAGGGUCAAAUACACGUAGACCUACUAGAAGACCUUCUACCACUUCGACUACUACUGAAUUUUAUACUCAUGAUGAAAGUGGCCUUUUCCCUAUGAGCAAUCAGAAUAGCAAUAAAAACAAUGGCCAUCAAGAGAUUAGAAGAAAAGUGGGCGAUUUAGCUAAAGAAAAAUGUGCAGAAUAUGCAAGUUUGGUAUAUACUACAGUAAUUCCACCAACACUAACAGGAAAUCGAAAACCUGUGAAUGAAUCAACAUGUGCAAUAAAAUCUCAAAAACUAAUUGUUGGUGGUAAAAAAGCUGCUCCAAAGGAAUUCCCUCUUAUGGCUGCUGUAGGAUUUAAUAGUAAUCCUGAUAAUGAUGUAAAUUAUAAACCUGGGAAAAUUAAUUGGUUGUGUGGUGGAACCCUGGUAUCUGAUAAAUUCGUUAUGACUGCAGCUCAUUGCAUUUAUUCAAUCGACUAUGGAUACGCAUCUUGGAUCAGAGUUGGUGAUUUAAAUUUAGAAAAAAGUGAUGAUAAUGCGAGACCUCAAGAACGUAAAAUAGUUGAAAGAAUUUCUCAUCCUGACUAUAGGAAACCACUUGAAUAUCAUGAUAUUGCAUUAUUAAGGAUGGAACGACCUAUUGUUUUUAAUUCUUGGGUCAGACCUGCUUGUUUAUCAACAAAUACUAUUCCAACAUCCUCAGAAUAUGGAAGAGUUCAAGAGACCAAAGCUCUUGCAAUUGGUUGGGGUCGAGUUGACUGGGCUGAUGAAGAAGGGUCUAAUGAUCUUCUCAAAGUGACUCUUCCGAUUGUACCUCACAAGAGAUGUAAUGAAAGUUUUAUUGGUGGUGUUGCUGACUACAAACUUAAAUUUGGAAUUGUAGAUCAAUGGCAAAUGUGUGCUGGACAGGAAGGUAAAGAUACGUGUCAAGGUGACAGUGGUGGGCCUUUAGUGGUUUUCAGUAAUAAUCACAAAUGCAUGUAUGAUGUAAUUGGUAUAACAAGUCUUGGCCGAUUAUGUGGUAGCAUAGUUCCAGGUGUUUAUACUCGAGUUAGUAAUUACAUAUCAUGGUUAGAAGAUACCAUUUGGUCUAAUUAAAUCAAAUUAUAUAAUUUGUUGAUAAAAUGAACAAGUAAUAAUUUUAAAACGUAAUCAUUAUAGUAUUUACAUAAAUGACGUUUUAUUCUGCAAUUCCAUUUAUUACUCUGUAUUCUUCAAACUCUUUUUGAUACAUUUUUUAUUAUUUUUAACUAUUUAUUUAUAAUUAAAAUCAAUUCAAGCCAAUCACAACAUAACAAGAUAUUUUUUAAUUAUAUAAUAUAAUAUAAUAUACUAUAAACCCUCAAUUUAUAGAAAUGUAUUGAGUUUAAA
Molecule: messenger RNA, 2016 nt
Organism: Chelonus insularis
Lineage: Eukaryota; Metazoa; Arthropoda; Insecta; Hymenoptera; Braconidae
Product: venom protease-like
Exons: 5
Coding region: 508-1743 (411 amino acids)
Biological process (GO): proteolysis
Molecular function (GO): serine-type endopeptidase activity
Source: RefSeq, a predicted model, not a curated record